Molecule: messenger RNA, 551 nt
Organism: Zingiber officinale
Lineage: Eukaryota; Viridiplantae; Streptophyta; Magnoliopsida; Zingiberales; Zingiberaceae
Product: auxin-responsive protein SAUR77-like
Exons: 1
Coding region: 39-422 (127 amino acids)
Source: RefSeq, a predicted model, not a curated record
CUUUCUUCGUGUUUUCUCCGCCACCGCGCCCCGAUCCGAUGCAGUCGCCGACCCACGCCGCCUGCGGCGUAUGCUGCGCCUUUCUCCGCCGUCCCAAUUCCCUCUCUCGCCUCGGAUACCAGCCCCUCCCUCCCGCCGACGCAAGCCCCGCUGAGCCGCCCGUGCGCGUGGUGGUGGGGAAGGAGCGGCGCGUGUUCUUCGUCGACCGCCUCGUCCUCGAGCGGGACCACUUCAGGAUCUUGAUGGAGGCUGCCGGAGAUCGUAUCCAGAGGCGGAAAGGUGCCGUCUUGGUGGACCUCGACGCUAUCCUCUUCGAGCACUUGCUGUGGUUGGUCUACCAUGAAUCCUCCUCCUCCUCCUCUGUCUCCUUUUUGCAGCUCAAUCUAAAGGAGAUUAUAGAUUUCUAUUCUCAAGAUUAUUGAGAUGAUUAAACAAAAAAAAUGAUGUUUGAAUACUCUUUUGCUUAAGGUGUUCGAUUUAUAUUCAGAAUCAGACAAGUGUAUACUAUAUUCUUGUGUUGAAUCAAUGUUACAGAGUAUGAUUGAAAGAGA